Trematosphaeria pertusa is the source of this 891-nucleotide messenger RNA. RefSeq lists its product as uncharacterized. NCBI's taxonomy places the organism in Eukaryota, Fungi, Ascomycota, Dothideomycetes, Pleosporales, Trematosphaeriaceae. Bases 311 to 832 code for a protein of 173 amino acids. The record is from RefSeq and is a predicted model, not a curated record. The transcript is spliced from 2 exons.
GUUCAUGAAUACCCCUCCCUAUCUCCUUGUAGAAGCAGAUAGCCUGUGUCAAAUGUAUCAUACUAUGUGUAUAAAAUUCAGUUGUCGGCGCCAUUUUGUCCAUUUCCUUUUCACUCAAGCCCACGGCGACCUGCUCGCUCGUUCCCUCCCCCGGCAACGACCGACAGAGCUUUCUUUUCACUCGACUGCAACGCCCACAGACGAAUUGUAUAUAUGUGUGUCCCGCUAAUCCUGAGAACUUUUUCCUCCCUAUCCCCUUUCACAUCUCGCACCAUCUCGUAUCCUAAAGCCGUCCAACGCUCUAAUCACCAUGUCUUUUAGCAAUCACAUAGGUACCCGAGGCACCCCAGGCCACCGCGAACAGUCGCCGCCCGAGGACGAGGUUGACUGGAGCGAUGGCGAGAUCGCCUGCGAUGCACCCUCCACCGCGACCACGAGCACUCCAGCUCAAAAUCAGCUGAAGACUCUCAGCAAGCCUGUUCCGGGCACCAAUCUAUCUCCACAAAAUCCGCCGAAGCCCUCCACGCCGCCGCAAACCGAGUCCGCAAGGAUCCAGACCCUCCACUCCAGGAUGAUGGAGCUGACCGAGGAGCGCGACCAGGCGCGUCAAGACGCCGAGCACCACAAGCAGCAGGCGACCACCAACUACCAGAACUGGGUGGAUUCCUCCGCUGGACUGCAGGCUAGGAUUGCGACUCUAGAAUCACAGAAUGCCCAGUUGCAGCAGAGGAACGGCGAGUUGCAGGAGAGGAAUAAGGUGUUGCUGGAGCAGAAGCAGCAGAUGGAGCUCGCUAUGCAGCAGCAGAGGGACCACGAGGGACUUCCGUAUUAGAUGAUCUCGGACCCCUUCAACCAUUGAUCACGACCCCACCCGCAUUUGGAAAGGCGCUG